GCGUCGAUGCGUUCCUCGUCGUUUAACCGUCCCACGCUUUUUGGAGAGUUAACGGUGCUGCAGCCUCACGCACUGUGACACAGCUUUUGAAAUGUGCUACUCCACCACUGCUGCACAGAAUUACACGAGUGGAGGGAAACGGGCUUGGGGAAUCCUGAAACCUCGAUCCUCAGCUGCAGAGGAACCCCCAACAUGGAGAGUAAAGAGGAGGCCAGCGAUACAGACAGCGGCAUCAUUCUGCAGUCAGGCUCGGACAGCCCCACCUCCCCCCUGAAGGAUGCACACACGCGCAUGCAGGCCGCCAAACUGCGGCAGCAGAGCCUGCAGGACCGGCUGGAGGAGUGUCUGAAGGAGCUGAAGAAAGUGUGCAUCCGAGAGGCUGAGCUGACCGGGCACUUGUCGUCGGACUACCCGCUGUUGCCGGGGGAGGAGCCGCCAAACAUCCGCCGCCGCGUCGGAACCGCUUUCCGAUUGGACGAGGAGAGCAUCCUCCAGGGGGAUGAGCACCCGGAGCUGGGCCCCCUGGAGGCGGAGCUGGCGCUGCAGCUGCAGAUUUACGAGGCGGCCCGAGGACUGUGCCAGGAGGAACACCGCAGCAAGGCGGUGCGGCGCAGCCGGCUGCAGCAGUGCCGCGCGGCCGAGCGGCGGGUGAAGGAGCUGCAGGAGUCCGCCUUCCAGCUCCGCCUGCGCCUGGGCCGAGGCUCGCCCCGCCCCCACCGCCGCCACACCGAUCUCGGCCCGUCAGAUGACACCUCCCUGUCGGACUCGGCUUUGCAGGACGAAGAUGAGGCUCCCAGCCAGGGUUCGGACCGAAGCCGAGAGUCCUCCCCUGUCCCGGACCCCCUCCCGCCUGCCCCGGAGACCCCCCAGACCCCGCUGUUCCCCCCGCUGUUCCCCCCUCUACAGGCCCUGGGGGAGCUGAGGCCCAGCUACAGCCCCAGCGUGGACUACGACCUGCCCCCCAUCCAGAACUCUCCCUGGACAGAGUCCAGCCUGGACGAGCCCUACCAGAAACAAAAGAAGAAGAGCCGCUCCAGCUACAGCAGCCAGGCCAGCACCCCCAUGUCCACCCCCAUGUCCACCCCCAUGUCCACCCCGGUGUCGACCCCGGUGGACCCCCAGUUCGGCAGCUCCGCCCACCCGCUGCAGUUCACUCCAAUCAGGACCGUGGAGCUGCGGCCCGCCCAGUGCAACAGCGCCCCCUGCACCCCGGAGCUGCAACUGCGCCGACAGCAGUCUCAGUCGUUCAGGCUCCCGAGCAGAGAGCUACCCCACGAGCCGGACCUUCGGCAGGGCCGUCCCCGGAUGCCGAGGCGGCGGAUCGUGGAGUUUGGCGUGAUGCCGGGGGACUGCGGCCCCCUGAUGGUGGGGAUGAGUAACGCGCUGUACCAGUCUGGCUCCGAGGACAGCUGCUCGGAGCACUCGGCCCCCUCCUACACCUCCUCUCCCUGCGGCGACCUCCCCGGGAACACCCCCCACCUGUCCCCCUACGGGUACUCCUACCCGGGGCCCCACGGACACCCCCUGGCCUACGCUGGGCCCCACGGACCCCCCGUGGCCUACAGGCCGCCCCUGGACUUCCCUGGCCCCCACGGCGGGCCCCUGGCCUACACGGGCCCCAGCUUCUACAAGAACCCCAUGCACCAGUCCAGCCCCAGCUUCUACAGGGGGUAUGUGGAGGAGGAUCUGGGGUUCCCUCCCGAAAUGGACGUGGGGCGGCUGUACCUGGGCCCCCACCCCGGCCCCCCCGGGCGCUACGAGUGCUGGUACGAGGACGCCCCCCCGCCCCCGCCGCGGCUGGCGGCCCGGCCCCUGCCCCCCCACGCCCGGCUGUCCCGCGCCCCCUCCCUCAGAGGGCCGGCCCCGCCCCGUCCCCACGGCGACCGCGUGCCGGAGGGGCUGGCGUUGUGGCAGCAGCGCGGCCAGCAGAGGGAGCCGCGCCCGCGCUCGCUCGACAGGAAGGGCGCGGUCCGCCUCCGCAGCGUCCAGGAGCGGGAGUCUCCCCUCGCGUUCCCGCACCGCCAACAGCGCCGGCCGCCGCCGCAGCAACGCUACCUGGAGCAGGUCCCCCAGAAGGCUGGCCUCCGCAGCCCCGCCGACGGGACCCCGGCGCAGUGGUUCCUGCACGAGGACGCGGAGAUUGCCAGCCAGGUGUAGCUGAAGCGGACUGUGCCUCCGGGCGCGCGUUGGACCCAUCCUGGAGGAACCUCGUCUAUUUAUUUGAUUCGUGCUGCUGCCCUCCUGCCGGGAGUCCCGACCUGAAGCCUGAUUUAUACUUCUGCGUGGAGUCGACGCUGAGGCUUUAAUGUGGAUUACGGGCGUUGAGGAAGACCCUAACCCGGUCUGAUUGGUCGGACUCGGGAACAAGACACAGCCGACAUGGCUGUUUUUUUACUGUGAAAAAAAGAAAAAUGUUUUUUUGGGGUUUUUUUAAUGAACUGUAAUUUUAAUCGUAAACCAUGUUUUGAUUGUCAAAAGAUUUCAACUACUGUACUUAAAAUAUAUUUAUAGUUUUAUAUAUAGUUAUAUAUAAAUGUUUGUUGUUUCAUGGAUAUUUCUGCAAUAUUGAAUAAAAUGUUGGUGGUAA
Conger conger (European conger) is the source of this 2587-nucleotide messenger RNA. Its product is annotated as innate immunity activator protein-like. The coding region runs from base 193 to 2157 and encodes 654 amino acids. Gene Ontology annotation, biological process: adherens junction maintenance; positive regulation of protein ubiquitination. Lineage: Eukaryota; Metazoa; Chordata; Actinopteri; Anguilliformes; Congridae. The record is from RefSeq and is a predicted model, not a curated record. The transcript has 10 exons.